ACUGCAGCUUCUAUGGAAAGGGUCCUGGUGACAUCACAUCCUCCACAAAGAGCAGCACAGCCUACCCAAGUCAAGCAAGAGAGAUCAUCUCUGCUCCACUGCACCAAGGAGAUGAUGACCGGGGCUCCUGCAUUGCUCCUGCUGCUCACAUUGGGGCUCUGCUGCCCUGGGAUCCGUGGCCAGAAGUAUACGGUGAAGAUCCACAGCACCAAGCAGCCCCGGAUGGGAGAGCGACUGAUGCUGCAGUGUGAGAGCAACAACAUGCUCAGUGGCGUAUUCUGGGUCCACCAGGACAAGGCUGGGACCCUUCGCUUCAUUGUCUUCAUCUCUUCCCUUUCCCGGACCAUCUUUGGAGGGAAUAGCAUGAGGACAUCCCAACACUAUCAGGCGGGGAAGGACGGAAGGUUCUCCUGGUUGGCAGUGAACUCUUUCACACCACAGGACCAGGGAACCUAUUUCUGCCUCAUGAACGUCAACCAAGUCCUGUACUUCAGCCCUGGCCAGCCCGUCUUCCUCCCAGUCACCACCACAGUGGCACCCAAAACCACCCCAGCACCCACCACCGCAGCACCCAACAUCACCGAAAGGGACCCCUGCCCAAGGAUCCCGGAUUCAGAGACCAGCAAGGAGAAAGGGCUGGAUUUGCUAUGUGACAUCUUCAUCUGGGUUCCCAUGACAGCCGCCUGCUUCCUGCUCCUGCUCGCCCUGGCCGUCACCAUCAUGCUGUGCCAACAAACCAGGAGACGAAGAUGCAGAUGUAAAAGGGCGAUGUUUGCACUCUUCACUUACAUCAAUCCCUAUAACCAGCCCUGUGCAAAGAUGUUUGCUCCUAAGGGGGAAAACCACUCUGCAGAGCUCCGUGUCGCACCAAUGGGGCAGUUGGGUUCCAAGUGCCUCAGGAAAUCCUCUCAUCAAGGCCAGCUCUGCUCCAGCAGCACUAAAGUGACACAGUUCUGGUUUAAGCAAUUGCGGCAGAUUUAA
Messenger RNA from Melopsittacus undulatus (budgerigar), 981 nucleotides. RefSeq names its product CD8 subunit alpha (gene CD8A). Gene Ontology annotation, cellular component: external side of plasma membrane. The record is from RefSeq and is a predicted model, not a curated record. Lineage: Eukaryota; Metazoa; Chordata; Aves; Psittaciformes; Psittaculidae. Gene Ontology annotation, biological process: cell surface receptor signaling pathway; T cell mediated immunity; cytotoxic T cell differentiation.